GCAGCCGCGGCGCGCUCAGGCGACAGUGUCGGCGGCGGCGGCGGCUCUCUCGGGCUGUGCCUAAACUGCGGCGAUCAGCAGAACCUGGCCACGAGGGCGCGGAAGGGACUAGCCGGAGACCCCCAGGGGCCCCCUCUCCCUGCCGUCUGCUGCCGAGCCGGCAGGCCGCGUGUUCCCCGGCGAGAAAGGAAGGAGCCGCUUCGCUGGGGCCAGCGGGGACUGGAAGCCGGUGCCGGGCUGGUCUGCUCGCCUUCUCGCCUUGCCUUCUCCCGCGCCUCCUCUCCCCUCCCCUUCCUCCCCCCCCCUCUCCCCAAUGCAAUCGCUUUGGGCGUUGAAAAAGACUUAGGCGCUGCAUCUCCCCCCGCCCCGCACCUUGCAUGUGAGAGUCUGUGUGUGAGAUCCGAUCACCCCCCCCCCACCCCGCUCCUAUUUGAGAGGCGCCAUUUUUCACCUCCUGCAAAAUCUGGGUCUCUUUCUCUCCCUCCCUCCGAGCAUCGCCUCCCUUUCCCCCGGUUUUCUCCCCCUCCCUCCCCUGCGUGCGCUUCUCCCUCGCCUGCCCCGGCCCUCCCCGCGACUCUCUCUUUCUCUCCCCCCCCCCCAUCUGACAGUUCCCAGCGAGCGCCAUGGCUUUCCUCCUCCUGCGCCAAAGGCAGCCACGGCAGCAGCCGCAGCCGGAGGAGCGGGACCGUCGGGGGCUCUUGCGAGGGACCGGCGCCGGGAUCUAGCCCUCUCCUCCCCGCCCGAGCGACACACCGCCUCCCCCCCCCGCCCCGCAGUCCGAUUAAUAGCGCAGAAGAGAAAAAGAGACGCGCGUCGGAGCGAGCAGCCCAGAAGCCGCGCUUCGCCUCUGCUGCUGUGCACGAAGCUAUGGUUGCAGAUCUGAACGCUUCUGAGCACCUCACAGUAGUUGGACUAUAGGGACUAAGAGACGUUCCUGAGAGACCUUCCUGAGAGCUACCAUUCACUUCCUGGGGUUUCCUCCCUCUUCUCCCCAUCUUCUCCUUUCCCCCCACAUAAAACUUCCAUGGAUCGGGGGACUGGCAUGGAGCCUAGGGAGAACUCGGGCACGACCCGGCAAAGGGGAGGCGAGAUGGAUUUCCUGGCUUCUGCUGUCGCUUCUGCAAAGGCUCCAUCCGCUCCCGGCUGUGCUGGGGAGGCCAUGCUUCCUACUUCUGGCUCUGCCAAAGGUAUCCCGGUGAGUGGCGAUCGAAUGGAGCCAGAGGAGGAGGACGAGCUUUCUUCUGGGAGAGACGUGGAUUCCACUUCCAAUGCAGACAGCGAGAAAUGGGUGGCCGGAGACGGCCUGGAGGAGCAAGAGUUUUCCAUCAAGGAGGCUAAUUUCACCGAGGGGAGUCUUAAACUGAAAAUCCAGACUACCAAGAGAGCCAAGAAGCCCCCCAAGAACCUGGAGAACUAUAUAUGCCCACCCGAGAUCAAAAUCACCAUUAAACAGUCCGGGGAGCAAAAACUUCCAAGAGCUGGGAAAAAUAGCAAAGCAGCGAAAGAGGAGGACAGAGCACACUCCAAAAAGAAGGUUUAUGACAGGCUGCAAAAGCAUUCUGCUGUGCACUAUGAUCCAGACCUCCAGCAGGACACCUUCACCAGUGACACCUUAAAAUCACGGCACCAGCAAAAAAGCAACAACCAGCAUCAUCUCGACUGGUCAACGAGCUCUGAAUCUGGAUCGGUUUCCCAAGCCUGCUUCGUUGACCCAGAGCCAAUGCGAGAAGCCACUAGUUCUGCCAAGAUCCCUGCUUUGGAGCCCACUGUGUCUUUCAGCAAGUCCCAAGCGAAGAAAUCUAAUGCCAGCAACACAUGGGGUCAGUUGUCGAGCAGUAAUAACAAAGACCUUGCUGCAUGCAGUGUAGCCCCGGGGUCAAACGCUCUUGGUGUAAUUUCCCAGCCUAACAACCCAUCUGACUGCAAUGGCUUUUCACCGCGAGUGAGUCAAGAAGGAGGGGGGCAAAUGGAAGCCCCUGAUCCGCCCACUGGCAACACAAAGAAAAAGUCCAGUAAAAAAGACUUAAUCAACCAAACCAUCCAAAAUGCAGACAUAGAAUGGGUGAAAAAUGUUCAAAAGUCAUUUGAGGCCAAAACCCAUGACAGCAUGGAAGGGAAAAAGGAAUCCAACACAAGCAAGCCAUCACCCUCCAAGCAAAGCCCAAACUCUGCUUGCAGUUCCGAAAAUGAUGCUAGUCACAUGCGAAUCACUAUCCCGAUCAAGACCCCAACAAUUGAGUCACCUGGCCACAAAAGGAAGAAACGGCAGUCUGCAAAAACCGCUGUGGACAAGCAUGUCCCAGAGAAAACCCCGCCCUCCGGACAUCCUGUGAGCAAUGAUGUAACCAGCAGGACUAACUCACAAGCAGAGAUGUGCAAGAAAGAUCUGCGAGUCACAAAGCAAGGGAAAGCUACUGAGAGUGAGCCUCCCUUGGUACCAAUGGAAACCAAUGAGAUAGCCAACAAAUCUCCCACCACCAAUGCCACCAGGCUCAGAAAGUCCACAGUUGUGACAUCUGCAUCAGUGACCAAUGAUAUCCCUCCACCCAGCAAACAGUCAGAGAGUCAGCAUCCAAAGUUUGCAGCAAAACGUAGAUGGACUUGCAGCAAACCUAAAAAUGUGCUCCGGGAACCUUCUCUGGGCCCCUCUGAGAAACUGAUGGUAGAACCUCCCUCAGCAUAUCCCAUAACUCCAUCGAGUCCUCUGUAUACCAAUACAGACAGUCUUACUGUGAUUACUCCCAUCAAGAAGAAGCGGGGGAGACCAAAGAAACAACCUCUGCUCACUGUAGAAACCAUCCAUGAAGGAACAUCUACCAGCCCAGUCAGUCCAAUUAAUCGGGAAUUUCCUGGGACGAAAAAAAGGAAGAGGAGACGAAAUUUAGCAAAGUUGGCCCAGAUGGCUCCAGGAGAAGAGAAUUCUAUCAGUGAGCUGAAAUUUCACAAAAAGGUGGGCAAGCUAGGUGUGUUGGAUAAGAAGACCAUCAAGACCAUCAACAAAAUGAAGACCCUCAAGAGGAAGAAUCUCCUGAGCCAGAUCUUAUCCUGCUCUAGUAGCAUAGCUUUGAAAACAAAAACGCAGCCACCAGCCAGUACGGGGGCUCCAACCAUUGAUGCCAGACUAGGAAAGCAAAUAAAUGUGAGCAAGAGGGGGACUAUUUACAUUGGCAAGAAAAGGGGAAGGAAGCCAAGAUCUGAGUUGCAACCCCCACUGGAAGAACCGAAGACAGCCAUCAAGCAUUUGAGGCCUGUUUCCAGCCAGCCAGAAAACCCAGCAGUGCCUUCCAACCUGCAGUCCCUUGUGGCACCAUCACCAGCAGCUGUUCAUCCCCUUUCGACACAGUUAGUGGGGUCUAACGGCAACCUUAGCCCCGCCAGCACUGAAACCAGUUUUUCAGAAUUGAAAACUAUGCCAAACCUGCAGCCCAUCAGCGCCCUCCCGACAAAGACUCAGAAAGGGAUCCACGGCGGGACUUGGAAGUUGUCCCCACCCAGGCUAAUGGCAAACUCUCCUUCUCACCUUUGCGACAUCGGCUCCCUCAAGGAAGUCACGUUGUCUCCAGUGAGCGAAUCCCACAGUGAGGAAACCAUACCGAGUGAUAGCGGGAUAGGAACAGACAACAACAGCACUUCUGACCAAGCAGAGAAGACUUCAGAAUCUCGCAGAAGGUACUCGUUUGAUUUCUGCAGUCUGGACAAUCCUGAGGCCAUUCAAUCUGACACCAGCACUAAGAACAGGCAUAGCCACCGGCAGAAGCAUCUCAUUGUCGACAACUUUCUCUCUCACGAGACUAUGAAAAAACCAAAGCACAAGAGGAAAAGGAAAAAUCUGCAGAACAGGGAUGACCUGCAGUUCCUGGCAGACCUAGAAGAGCUCAUCAGCAAGUUCCAAAUGUUCAGGAUUUCCCACCGGAGCUACACCUUUUACCAUGAAAAUCCGUACCCCAGCAUUUUCAGGAUUAACUUUGAUCACUAUUACCCUGUGCCAUAUUUCCAGUAUGACCCAUUGCUGUAUCUUCGCAGGACCUCCGACAUGAAGUCUAAGAAGAAGCGUGGUAGACCUGCCAAAACCAAUGACACCAUGACGAAGGUGCCUUUCUUACAAGGGUUUGGUUACCCUAUUCCCAGUGGGAGUUACUAUGCACCCUAUGGAAUGCCUUACACAUCAAUGCCUAUGAUGAAUCUUGGUUACUAUGGUCAGUACCCGGCUCCUUUGUACUUGUCUCACACGCUCGGAGCAGCUUCUCCAUUUAUGAGGCCUACUGUCCCCCCUCCACAGUUCCAUGAGAGUCCUCACAUGAAGAUGCCCAAUACUGCCAAGCAUAAAGUGAAGCAUGGCGUUCAUCUGCAGACACCCGUAGGAAUGGGCCUUGGGGAUGUGCAUUCUUCACUGACUUCUCCAAAGGUUGCAGGGACUAGCAUACCCAGUGGCCGACUUCACAAAAGGAAACACAAACAUAAGCACAAACACAAGGACGAGCGGAUAUUGGGGGCUCACGAUGACCUGAGCAGUCUCUUUGCUAGCAAGUCUGCUGGCUUCUCCAGCCAUUCAGCCAGUGAAAGAUUAAAUGUCUCCGACAAAGACCUCUCUUUGCUGACCGAGAAAAGCAAGCAUAAAGAGAAGCAGAAGCACCAGCAUUGCGAAACCGGGCACAAGGGUUCCAAGAGCAACUUUGAAGUGGAUACCUUAUCUACUUUGUCACUCUCUGACACCCAGCAGUGGGCACAGAGCAAGGAUAAAAGUGAUUUGAGCAACGACCCCCUGGACUCGUGCAUGAAGAGGUACUCUGCGAACAGCGAGAGCAGUGCAAGGCCCGAGUCCCUGGAUGUGUUUGGCGAGAUGAAUUCCUUGAGCGAGAGGCGAGACAAUGAUGGGAGUGGAAGCAAAAGGAGGAGUUUUGAAGGAUUUGGGACAUACAGGGAGAAGGACCUUCAGACCUUCAGAACAAGUCGGAAGGACAGGAGUUCCUAUGACUCCUCAGCUGCUUCAGGAAUUACCAGUUCCCACCUAAAAGCAGACCAGUCUUCUUUUCAUAAUAAAAAUGAAGGUUCCUUAUCUGCAGUGAUGACCCGCCGGAAACCAGCAGCUCUUGAAAGUGUUUCCAUGACCUCGACUCCGGUAUUAUCUCUCUUACCUUCAUCAACAGCAGCAGCAUCUGAAGCAGCCAGCUCGCCACUCAAGAAACGAUUCAAGCGCUGUGAAAUCGAAGCGAUCCAGUGCGAGGUGCGUAAAAUGUGCAACUACACCAAGAUUCUCUCCACAAAGAAGAACUUGGAUCACGUGAACAAAAUCCUGAAAGCCAAGCGGCUGCAGAGACAAUCAAAGACAGGCAAUAACUUUGUCAAGAAACGGCGAGGACGUCCCCGGAAGCAGCCUCUCUCAUUUGACGAAGACUCCAGAGACCAAAUGCCAGUUUUGGAAAAAUGUGUUGACCUGCCUUGCAAAAGAAGUCAAAGAUUCACGUUGAAUCCUUUAAUAUUGGAACAAGCAGCCAGUCAAGAUACAAUCAUGGCCACCAUUGAGGCAGUCAUACACAUGGCCCGAGAGACCCCAGAGCCACUGCCUCCGCCCCCUCCUCCUCCACGGACACCAAGAGCUGGGAAAAGAAAAAACAAAUCACAGCAACAUCCAGAGGAGGAAGAGGAGGACGUGAAGGUGAAAAGGCACCGGAAGACUAGAGGAAGUGAAAGCGAAAACCUUCCCUAGUAAGAGACUUGGCCAGUCAAAAGAAAGUGCUCCGUGGUUAGCGCCCUUGGACCCGAGGGACUGGAGCAUUCUGUUGGGCUGGUCUGUUCAACACCUUCAGACUUGUUCUGUAUCUCAGUAGCACAGCAGCCGUUAAGAGUUCAGAUAGGAACGACCAGUAAUAAUAAUAAUAAUAAUAAUAUUUACAAUAACAACCAAUCUUUGGCAUUAGGGGGAGAGGGUGCUGAAGGAGGAAAGAGACUUUUAAAUCUAGCAAGUUCAUUUACUUUGCAAAGUUUCUGUUACAAAUCAGCUUUGUUGCUCUCGUAUCUUGGAGGAGAAGGGGGUUCACUCAGAGUCACUAGGAGGUCAUUCACACAGUCAAAAACUGUGUUCUAUCCAGGUUUGGGAGCUGUGUGUGCUCCCAAUUCUCAGUUGUAUGGAAGCAAAAUAGGAGGAAAAGCUGGGUAGAAGUGAUUGUGUGGAAGCAAGGGAGGCAGAAAACCUUUCCUCCUACCUUCCUUCCACUCAAAGGGCUGUAUGACUGCGCGGGUGGAGGGAAGGCAGGGUUCAACCUACCUUCCCCCAGAUGUCUGCUCACAACCCUGAAAGCACACAAGCCAUGCACCCAUAUGACCGGCGCUGCCGGGAGCUACACGUAUUAAUCUCCCCACUGCUUCCUGCAGCACGGGUGAACAGAGGCCAGGACUUCUUGCCGCAGCCUCUGCGGAUCCCACAAUGCACUGUGCGACACGCACAAUGCAUUGAGGGAGUCUCCCAAGAGCCAGGUGCUCUAGGCACCCGUCUCUGUGCACAAACUCACUCCUUCUGUGCACACACAAACAGGUAGCCUGGGUUAAGGGUGCAGCCAACCUGAAAAGCCAGGCUAGGCGGGACUGUCACCCAGGAAUCGGGCCCAAUCCUGGAAGUUCUCUCACACAGCCUGGAUUAGGCGGAGCACGAAAACAGCUUCAAUAACUUCUUCCCAAGUUUUCCUCCUAUCUUACUUCUGCACAACUGAAAAUUUAGCCACACAUAGCUCCCAAAGCCAAGUAGAACACAGUUUUGAUUGCAUGAAUGACCUCUAGAUCUUCACAUGUGGUAGGACUAGCAUUAUCCCUACAAUGAUUGCCAACAUCUUUCUUAGCAGAUGCUCUUGCUCCUUUUCCUGAUGCAUUGCAGGGAGAAAUUCACCAGGAGCAUCUCUUCCAGUCACUAAAGUUGCAUGAUGGGAAAAGUUACGCCUGGUAAAGUUCUCCCUGUUGUGCAGCUGUUGUGGCACAAGAGCCUUGGUUGGGAACAAAGUUGGCAACCCUGAGAGUGGAAAUUACAGACAAGCUUUUGCUUUUCAAAACAAAAACAGAUAGUGUAAAUUCCUCUACUGUGCUUUUGGUUUUAAUCUGCUUUGAGACUGUUCAUAGUUUAUUUUGUAGGGUUUUUUCAAAGAAACCUUUGCCAGGUUUAGGGCAACUGAGUCCCAAGAGAUAACCCCUGUCACUAGCUUUGAAUCUUAUCCUACCCCUCCCUGCUCAGUAUUUGGCCCGAAGCAAAGAACCAAGAGGCAAGCGAUAUAGGCAAUACACAGGGAACCCUGCUCUGCAAGAGCAAACUUGUUCUCUGAUCACUGUACUGGAAUAGAACAGUAUGUCACAGAAAAGGAAAAGCCAAACCUUUCUCUAACAAAGCCUUCCCAGUAACUGGCAUGGUGUUCCCGUUGGUUGUAGGAAGGGUUCACCAGUGGCCCAGUUUGCUUGUGGGUGGGAUGGAGAUUGGUACAUAUCUGCAAAGGAAAGUGAAAACAUAGGAAUGAUACUCCUCUAAGGAGGCAAGGAAUCCAGAAUUGACCCGAGUCUGCAAAAUGUUUGCCACCUAGGCUAAGUCAGUGCAAAAUCCAGGUGUGAAAAUUGUCGCAGGGUUGAGUCCAAAAGUGUAGCAAUGCCUUGACUACACUGAAAAUAAAACUAGAGAGAGAAAUAUGUCAUUUCUUGGCACGUAUUUCUUAAUUUUUUUUUAAAAAAGGAAUAAGUGUUCUUAUCUAAAAUAAUAAUAACCUAAAUGUUCAAAGGGUAUCACCGCUGCAGUUGUAGGGAUGCCACUUUUGGACAUGGUUUCUUUCCAAGUUGUGGUUGCCUUAAUAAACUGAAAAAUAGUUUUUGUUUUGUACAUAAUGUAAUUAUUAAAAAAAAAGAAGGGGGAAAAACAAGUCUGCAUGGACACAAAUUGUGUGUGACAAAUUGUCUCUUUAAAUUGUCAGUUUCAAUUGUCCAGUUUAAAUUCAAAGUGUACUUCUGUCCACCAAUGUGGGGUUUUUUUUUAAAAGCUUGGAUAUAUAUCUAUAUCCAAAGCAUUUUCAUAACCUAAUCUAUUAUUAUUAUUAUUAUUAUUAUUGUUAUUGUUAUUAUUGUUGUUGUUUUGAGUUAUGCAAAAACGUUUAAACGUUUAAAGCAAACACAAAGCUUUUUAAAGGAAGUGUUGUUACAUGGCAGUAAUAAUAUUUUCUUUCAUUUUUAAGCCAAUUGUUGAAAUUUAAAAGAGGUACUUAAAAGAUUCUUUUCCUUUUCCCCAUUAGUUUUGUCACAGUAGAGAGACAGUAACAUGGCACCACUUCUGCCCUGAGCUCAUCCUGGAGAGAGAAGGGGAACAUGAUUCAUUCACAAGCUAAUGGUCAAAUCUGAUUAUAUUUAUAUAAAAUCAAGAUAUUUUGAACCAGAAAUCUACAGGGCAGUUUAAAAAAAAAAACACCUACCACCACCCCUAAAUAUCCACGUUUCUUUCCUUUGACUUAUUUAGAAAUUGUCAUUAAGAAGCAUUUUUUGAAUCCGUGCAUAUGUUUCAAAUGUGCACAACCAUCCCAUGGUUGGGGCUGUCUCCUUCUCUUCAGUGUUAGGAAAUGUUUCAUGAAUCUCUUUUCUAGAGAUUCAUGUGGAGCCUUCUACAAGCCCUGGAGAAAAUGGGCAGCUCCUGUGUACAUGCAGCUCCUGUCUGCUUGCUAGAAUGCUUAUGAGAUUUCAUAGAAACAUGUAGGAUGAAUUCCACCAAGCACCAUUCCAUGUAUGGGAGCAACCCCAUGAAUGGGGGUUGCUCAGCAGCAUUGCUUCGUCCUUUUCCAUCACUAGGAUUCUAUCCAUUUGCAAGAAUCUAAUUCAGAUUCUUGCAAACCUCAAUUUCAGAAUUCACCAUUGUAGCAUAGGAGUGGCUUUUGUGUGAUCUAGUCUCAUGUUGCUCUUGUAAUUUGGUCAUGUUGCGCUGGCAAACAGGAAGCAUGGACGGGGAGCCAGGAGAUAGUUACUUCCCACCCCACAGUGGCCUACCAGCCCUUCCAUCGAUCAUGAGCUUUGCAAAACCCAGUCCCCCUCUAGCUCCCUUGUUGCCAUGAUGGCUUUUCAGAUAUUUGGAAUGACUUCACCACGCAGUUGAUUCAUCACUCAGUUGCCAUUUUGCCAAGCGUCUACUUGAGUCAUACUCCCAAAUCAUGGGCAGAAUCCAUUUUGCAUAGAAGUAUGCUUGGAGGACAGAGAGGAUCUUGUAUCCAGGCUUUCCUACCAGAUAAUGAUAGUGUUUCACAAGUUACAUUUUCUUACAUGAAUAUUGAUACGUGUGAGGAAAAAGGUGUACCUUGUAAUAUGGGAAAGGGAGAGUGUGUGUGUGUGUGUGUGUGUGUGUGUGUGUGUGUGUGUGUGUGUAGACUGUGUAUUUUAAGAAGCUGAUAUGUACAGCUGCUUCCUGCUGCAUGUACCCAGACAAAAAUAUACACCUAAGUUAUAGGUUCCGACCCACCAAACUGGAUGCAGCCCACAAGCAUUGUACUUGAUGACUGCCACCACGCCAUGGUUUUCCCACCAGAGGUGGGCAGGAAAACCAGAACAUCUAUCGAACUGGUUGACCAAGUCAUACGUGGUCAGUUGAUAUUGUUUGGCUGUGUUAUAGCAAGGAACUGGUGUAGAGCCAUUGAGCAUCUUUCAACCCUAUGAUUCUUUGAUCUGUAUUACAAGGUGCAGGCUUUGUUCAAUGCAAGUAUUAAUCCUCAUGCUGGAAACAGUUUACAGCCCCAAGCAAUUCCACACUUGAAAAGCAAUUGUCACCGUUGUUUUCAGGCCAAACGUUUUCCUAUCCGCAUAAUUCUUGUAGUUGAGACCAUAGAUGAGACACUGAGACCAUAGCCUUAUUCACACAUUAUGUUCAAUGCAUGUACAAACUUUGUAUAGAAUAUGCAUUCUAUACAAAGUUUGUACAUGCAUUGAACAUAAUGUAUGAAUAAGGCUAUGGUCUCAGUGUAUGCAUGUACAGUUAGUCAUAUAGUAUAUUAUGUUCAAUACACAUACAAUCGUAUACUUCCUUUCUGUACCCUAAAUUCAAGGAGGCCUUUACCCAGGUUAACUUCUAAAUGAAUAUAUGUCCAAGCAUUCACACAAAAACAUGUAUGUGUGUACAGAAACCUGAAAACACAUACAGUCUAAUGCCUGAAUAGAGUUCUUGGCUUUCAUACACCUAUGUUCUUGAGUAGCUGUUGUAGCACUUAUAUCACAUGACUUUGAUACAUAUCAGCAAACCAUGCUCUGUUGGGCAUGGUUACAGACUUUAUGUUGCCACUCUUCACUGAGAAUGACUUCAAAUAUUACUUUUUUAUUUUUUCCACACACAUAGGAAAAAGUAUAAAGCAUGCCUUCAACAAACUUGCAAAUGAGAAUAUGAACUGGCAUGCUGUGCAUCAGCCUAGUAAUGUUGUGUGCAUGCAAGUUGCACAAAUGAUGUUACAUAAGAAUAAACCCAUUAUUUCCAACGGACUUACUCUUGUGUAACAUCUGUAUUUGUAAACUGUGUGCAUUCAAUGUUACUAGGCUGGCAUACCAUCCCACAGUAUUUCAGCCAUUGUUUGUGGUAGACAUGAUUGCCACUGCAUCAUAUGUGAAAAGGCCCUAAUGUAUUUAGGAUGCACCAUUCUUCUGCUAGGAAAUCUAAGACUAGGCACUACAGAUCAUCCUUCCCUGUCCCAGCAAUGUUCAAUGUGGGAUGUAAGCACAUAAAACGAAUGCUAAGACUGAAAUCCUGUGCAUGUUUACCUGCGAAUAAGGCUCAUAAAAUGUGAGUAAACCUUCACAGGACUGGGCUGCAAAGACCCAACACUACCUUUAGCAAACUAUAUUUAAAAGGCAUAGGUAUUUAUGGGAAAUUUCCUUGAGUUUUUCCAAUCACCCUCACCAUCAUCAGCCGCACCACCAUCAAUGCCCCGUUCAAAUUUUUAACACACAUAGGAGUGAAUGAACUUUACAUCUCAAGAAAUAGCUGUAUCAAAGCCAAAGGCUUUGAGCUGUCCAGGAGGCUGAGACCAAAAUUCUCAGUUGAGAAAUUCAGACUCAGCUUUUGGGAGGAAUUGGGGUGAAUGGAUUUCACUCGUUCCCCCUGUUUUUACCACUGCAUCACUUUUACCAGUAUAGCAGUGAUGUCUUCUCCCCCGGCCACCAGAAUGCCUUUGGAAAAUGACACUAUGUAUUGUCAUUGUUCACAUGGCAUUCUAGACAAAAUCUGGCUGCAGGUGGCUGCUGUGAGGACUGCUGCCUCCCCCCACCACCAGCAAGCCCCACCUGAACAUUUUACAUCUUUUUGUGUCUCCCCCACCACCAUGCAAAAUGGCCCUUCCAUAGGCUGCCAGGAAUGAGGGACAUUUUGGCUGAUCAUUGCCUAGUACCUGGAAAUGAGUGAGAUUUCACUCCAGUCUUCCAGAGGACUGUUUUCCCCCACAAAGAACUUCCAAACAAAAUAUACAAAGAAAGUGACACAUUGCCACAACCUGCAUUAAUCGGGUUUGGAGGGGAGGAUUAUCAAGCGUAAUCCAUAUGAGAGCAAGUCAAUGCUGUUAGACUGCAACAGAAAUUAAUGUUUUGAAUAUCAUGCCCUAUUAAUAUAUGUUGCUGAGAAUAAUAAUUAGAAAUAAUAAUGGCUGAAAUUCUGAGCAUGAAAGCACCAGUGCAGCCUAACAGAACGUCCAAAUUAACUGCCACUUUUAAUGCCAAUCCCUACCCCAGGAAGCCCUCGGUGCCACCCAAAAAUAUGUGUCUGAGGGUUAUGCAGCCCUCGGGGAUAUUUUUUGGGUAGCAUGGAAGGUUUUCUGGAGGGGAAGGUGUAAAAAAAAUGCCCCUUCCCCACUGCACCCCUGCAAGUAGUUGAGAAGCUCUGCUAAGCUGCUGCAUGAGUGCUUCCUUGCUCUGAAUGUUAACCCGUAAUUAUAAGAAUGUCAAGAAAGUGCUACAUGUAGACUGCCAAGGAUUUAGUUUUUAGUGUUCAAUAAUAUAAUACUACACAAGAAUGUGUCAGUAAUGAGCUUUUCUUUUUUAAAAAAAUAUAUAUAUAUCAUCCUUUCCUUCCAUCUCGCUGAAUUCUUAGUUGAGGGAACAUUUGAAUUAUCAAAAGAUGUAUUUCAGAACCGAGUGUAUUUUGGGUGGGGGGGCGGGGUAGAAAUGAUGGUGAGCAGGUAGCAGCAGGUCUUUGGGGCUGAUCCAACUCUGCAUCAAAAUAUGCAUUCAGCCAAUUCAAUGGCACAUAGAUGAGCAUUGUGAUGGGGUGUGGGGUACAGAUACACAUCCACACGCGUAUUGCUUGUACAUAUGAAAUACUCCUUCUGUGUGCACAUCUCCUCUGCUGAGCAAUUGUGUUCUUAGAAUACACAUUGAUGUACCAAUGGAAUGUUAACAUCAUAUUUUCAUAUGACAAUGUCAGGGACCCACUCACCAUGUUCCCUUUGAGGUGGGAGGGAGAGGUGAAGGACCCUAUAAAGAUUAGUAGCAAUUAAAGCUGGUUGGAUAUGCAAAUUGAAGUUUGAAAUACGGGCACUUAAGUGUCAAUAAUGUGACUGAAGAUGAAAAUGUAACCUGACAUUUAGAACAACAUGGUUCAUUCACAGUACUUAUAUUUUGGAACAUGAAUGAUGAACAUUGUGUUAAAUACGUUGUGAAAUCCAUCCUCUUCCCUCUCUUGUUUUUUUUUUUCCUUUCAUAUAAAUUUGAGUGAAAUCAGAACCUCACUUAAUUUUAAAAGAUCUAUAUCCUGAUCAGCAUAUGCCCUUUAUUUUCUCUUCGAGUGGGAAUGCCGUCCAGAAUGUGGUCAUUUUUAACAUGUGGACAGUGGCACUGUUGGUGUAGAUCUGUCCCCACCACCACCACCCUGCAACCAGUUAUAAUGCAUUUUUAUAAAUGUACACCCCCUGUCCUAAACCUUUGCACCAGCUGGCAACAUUAUUGUUUGACAUCUUGGUGACAACCAUCAACAUUCCUCCAUCCAAACUCUUUAAUUACUAGUACAGGAAGUCUUAGGAUCGGGUGGUUAAUUAGGACAUGUCAGCCAAGGAGAGCUCUUAGAGGUCUCUUCAUAAAAUGCCUGCCUGCAGUGUAAUAAAUACUUUGAAGCCUCUCUCUGCCCUUCAAAUGGAGAAAAACGUUAAAAGAAACCUGCCAAUUUUGUUAAGAUGGGGGGGCAGCGGGGGGUACAAGCCCAUGUGGUUUGGUUUGGUUUGGUUUGGUUUGUUUGUUUUUUAAAAAAAAGUUGUUUCUUAGAUAAUACUCAAUGCACACAAAGUGUUAAAUAUGUAUAUACUGUAUUUCAAAAUUUAAAAAAAAAUCCUACAAAAACAAAUGGGGCACAAGAUUGUUCUAUGAGUCGUGCUGGCUACUUUUUAGUUUGUACUCAUAAGUGGUUUCUAAAAGCCUUUUUUAACGUGUAAUUUGCAUGUUCUACUUUGAUUGUAUGUAAACAUAUUUUAGAGCAAAAAUGUAUUUGUAUUUUAUUGAAUAUAGAGGCAAGACAAAAAAACUUGUACAUUUGUUUGAAAUGUUCUUUUUGUAACAGUUUUUAUUCAUGAAGCAUUUUUGUACAUUUAAAAAAAUGGAUACGGACUUGCUGUUAUUUGAGGGUUAGGUACAUUUGGCAUGUUAAAAAGUCAUGCUCUUUCAUGAUUUUAGAUGUCGGUUUUUAAGCCUUUUUUUCUAAAAGGAAGCUCCAGUCUUUCCGCUACCAAAUCAGGUUAGCACAGUAUAGAGCACUUAACUAUUAAAAAAAAAAAAAUCCCAGAAAAAAAGGAAAAAAAAGUUAAUCCUAUUCAUAUGUUAUUCAUUGUGUGAAAUUAAAGGAAUUCAAUUCAGUCUA
This is a messenger RNA of Hemicordylus capensis (graceful crag lizard), 13822 nucleotides long. It is a transcript of the gene SETBP1, whose product is annotated as SET binding protein 1. NCBI's taxonomy places the organism in Eukaryota, Metazoa, Chordata, Lepidosauria, Squamata, Cordylidae. Bases 1025 to 5707 code for a protein of 1560 amino acids. The transcript is spliced from 5 exons. The record is from RefSeq and is a predicted model, not a curated record. Gene Ontology annotation, molecular function: DNA binding.